Molecule: messenger RNA, 354 nt
Organism: Helobdella robusta
Lineage: Eukaryota; Metazoa; Annelida; Clitellata; Rhynchobdellida; Glossiphoniidae
Exons: 5
Coding region: 1-354 (117 amino acids)
Source: RefSeq, a predicted model, not a curated record
AUGUCCAGGCAGGAAUACAUGCACACAGGUAUGAAUACAUCGAGUACAUUCACGCCAAUUGGUCGAAUGUACUCGCUACGGAAACAUGGCUCCCGUUUUAAAACUAAGCCUGAUGCGUUAGAGCCGACAAAAAGUUUUAAAAUACUGUGCAGUGUUAACAAAUGGAAGUUGUUUUUUGGCCUGAGUAACUGCAUUGCUUUUACCAAGACAAGCUUGUACAUGUGCAAAUAUGAACACGCGUAUGUGCAUUGUGUUAGUGUUGCUGUGGACAUCUUUGUAAAUCAUAAAAUUGACAUUGUCAUGUGUGCUGGAGAAUUAGUUGAGAGUUAUUUUUUUAGAAGACCCCCUUUGUAA